CAUAAGUGGCAGUGCUCAGCUCUGAUCUGCCUGACAGGAGCAUCGGGGACAGUGCUGCCUGAGAAGGGAUGCUGUGAACACAGUCCUGGCCACAGAUACACCUGCAGCUUUAUGGGAUCCAAAUAGAGGAGACAUCCUACUUGGAGAGCAACAGGAUCUGGUAAAUCCCUGAUGGGAGAUAAGAGGACACCAGAUAGAUGUGUCAUGGACCUGGCCUACAGAACACUGUGAUUCAGUGAGACAGAACACAGAACAAGGCCAUGGCAGUAAAUCAAACUCAGAGCUCUCUGGUGAUACCAGACAACAAUGCAUCAGUCUCAGGCAAUCCAGGUCCGUGGACAGAGCCCACGUUCACUUUGGCUGCUAAGGUUCGAGUGGGAGUCACGUGUUGCUUCUUCUUGAUAGCAUCUUGCAGUAAUGUGGCUGUUCUCUGCAGCAUCAGUGGGAAGCGGUGCAAAUCCCACCUACGUGUUCUCAUUCUCAGUCUGUCUGUGGCCGACUUGCUGGUUACCUUUUUGGUGAUGCCUUUGGAUUCGCUGUGGAACGUGAUGGUACAAUGGUAUGCAGGGGAGCUCUCCUGUAAGGUCCUCAAUUUUGGAAAGCUGUUUGCUAUGUAUUCGGCUGCCUUAGUUUUGGUAGUGAUCAGCCUUGACAGACACUGGGCUAUCCUCUACCCUCUCAGCUUUACUAGUGCUGGCCAACGUAACCGUAUCAUGCUGUGGACUGCUUGGAUUACUAGCCUUCUGCUGGCAUCACCUCAGCUAUUUCUCUUUCGAUUACGUACUGCUCCUGGAGUCAACUUCACACAGUGUGCCACCCAUGGGAGCUUCACCCAGCACUGGCAGGAGACAGCUUACAACAUGUUCACCUUCUGCACCCUGUUUGUCACCCCACUAGUGGUCAUGAUUGUGUGUUACACACGUAUCCUUUGGGAAAUCGGCAAGCAGAUGAAACACAAGAAUGAGCUUGCAAGAAGUAAAAAUGAUCUCAUUUCAAAGGCAAGACUGAAAACCCUAAAGAUGACCCUAGUUAUCGUGGCUUCCUUUAUGGUCUGCUGGACUCCAUAUUACCUACUAGGUUUAUGGUACUGGUUCCAGCCUGAGAUGAUCAAUCAAACUCCUGAAUACCUAAACCACAGUCUCUUCCUCUUUGGCCUGCUGCACACCUGCACCGACCCCCUUGUCUAUGGACUUUACACCCCCUCAUUCAAAGAGGAUCUGCGAUCAUGGAUCAGAAGAAUAAGCAGCAUACUGUCUAGAAGGGCAAAAAACAGUAAGCAGCUAGCCAUCUCUGAGCUGAACAUCAAAGAUCUUACCUCAAUGGAAGGUCCAACAUCUACAGCUGUCACCAUGCAAUCAGUCUUCUGAAAUACAGGGCACUGGAUUUUAAUUCAUUUCCAUCUACAUAUCAAGGAAGCAUGUAUAUAUAUAUAUA
Messenger RNA from Xenopus laevis (African clawed frog), 1434 nucleotides. RefSeq names its product gonadotropin-releasing hormone II receptor (gene gnrhr2/nmi.S). Lineage: Eukaryota; Metazoa; Chordata; Amphibia; Anura; Pipidae. The transcript has 5 exons. The record is from RefSeq and is a predicted model, not a curated record. Bases 261 to 1367 code for a protein of 368 amino acids.